AUGAACGAGCACAAGGUCUUCACAAAAUUACGGGCUAAUGAUAUACUCCUGGAGUUGCAACAGGUGGACAAGAAGAAGAGUGCUUCUUCCAAGAAGAAACUGGUGAUGAAGAAGGUGAUCGCAAACGUUACAAUGGGUAACCUGGAUAUGAUAAAUUUAUUUCCAGAAGUUGUGAAGCUUUUCGAGACAGAUGACGUUGAGAUGAAGAGAAUGUGCUACCACUACCUCCAUGCGUAUGCGCUGGCUAAACCUGACAUUGCCCUACAGGCCUUGCCGUUUAUUCUGGCCGAUCUUCGAUCCAACUAUUCGAUUGUGCUGGCAUUGGCAUUACGAAACAUAUCCUCAAUCCCAGUGAAGGAGUUUCUGAGAGAAGCGGUGAGACCGAUUAGAGCUGCUUUGAACAGUAAGGAUGCAUUCAUACGCAAAACCGCUCUGUUUGCCGUUGCGAGACUCUACGAGAAGGACCCAAACCUGGUGUUGAACGAAGGUCUCAUAGAUGACGUGCGUCACUUCAUCGAUGACGGUAAUAGCUCCGUGGUUGCAGCUGCCCUGCAAACAUUAUACGACAUUUCAGAGAAGGGAAAUGACUUCACAUUGAAAUUAUCAACAUCACAGGCUAUAAGCAUCGCUGACCACUUACCCAGAACAGACGAGUGGUCACAAGUAUUUAUACUGAACUCUCUUAUGUCAUUUGUACCUGAAACGCAUGAGGAUUCAAUGAUUCUGAUUGAUAAGGUGAUUGCGAUGCUUCAGCAUUCGAACUCCGCAGUGGUUAUGAAUGCACUGAAAGUGUUGAUCUACCUUAUAAACUUUGUCGAGAUUAUUGAGGAAUACCUAACAAAGAAGAUCGCAACAUCACUGACAUCGCUUCUCUCAAGACCUCCAGAGAUCCAGUUCCUUGCUUUGAGAAACGUUAUCCUUCUAACUUUGAGUAAACCCAAACUUAUUCCAUUCGAGGUUUCCCAUUUCUUUUGUGAAUAUAACGAUCCUAUAUAUGUCAAGGAUACCAAAUUGGAGAUUAUUUAUCUGUUGGCCAACGAAUCAAACCUGGAAGCUGUGCUCCAUGAGCUAGAGGAGUACGCAACUGACGUUGAUGUGCAAAUGUCAAGAAAGGCUAUCAGAGCAUUGGGAAACCUUGCCGUUAAGAUGGAAGUUGCUGCUAAGCCAUGUGUUGAUGUGAUGCUGGAAUUGUCAAGUAGUGGGAUUGAUUAUGUCGUUCAAGAGACAAUCAUAACGUUUAAAAACGUAUUGAGAAAAUAUGACACAUUUGACUCCCUCAUACAAGACAUUUUGCAGUAUUCUGAUAAAGUGGAGGAGCCUGAGGCAAGAUCUGCGUUGAUUUGGAUUGUAGGGCAAUAUUCAAAUGACAUUCAGAAUGCAAGCAAAGUAUUGGAGGAACUUGUUUCAACUUUUGUCGAAGACCCAUAUGAUGUCCAAUUAGCGUCGCUUACAGCAUGUGUCAAACUCUUCAUAAAACAACCAGAAAAGGGUGAAAAGUUGGUGAUUGACAUCUUGAGAUGUGCAACUGAAGAGGUUGACCAUCCAGACGUCAGAUAUCGUGGGUUCUUUUACUGGAGGUUAUUAUCGGCACAGGACAAGUAUCCAGGAACCGCAAAGGAGAUCGUUGAUGGUGAUAUCCCACACAUAUCUGGCGAGAAUGAGCAGUUAGACCCUGUUAUUCUAGAGGAACUUGAACUGAAUAUCGGUACAUUAUCAUCAAUUUAUCUAAAACCUGUCGGUCAAGUAUUUCGUCUCGCUAAACGCAGACUACUACCGAAGAGUCAGGCAAGAACCAUUGUCACUGCAGCAUCACCGAUAUCGCCUAGUUCAUCAUCCUUUGCAAGAGCUCGUGCAGGCAGUACAGCAGCAAGCUCGAAUAGUGACCACUCUACACCACCACCUCGUCAUAUUGAUGAUUAUGAUGUCCCAGCUGUCAAUGUGAAAUCCAUGAAGAAGCAAGGUCUUUCUCGUCGUUUGACUCUUUCCAAGCCCAAUCUUUCUAAAUCAAAUCUCUCAAGGAAGUUCUCUGUGAGAGGUUUUGGCAACUAA
This is a messenger RNA of Williopsis jadinii, 2049 nucleotides long. RefSeq names its product Apl1p (gene APL1). Gene Ontology annotation, biological process: intracellular protein transport; vesicle-mediated transport. Gene Ontology annotation, molecular function: clathrin binding. Gene Ontology annotation, cellular component: membrane coat. The coding region runs from base 1 to 2049 and encodes 682 amino acids. The transcript is spliced from 2 exons. NCBI's taxonomy places the organism in Eukaryota, Fungi, Ascomycota, Saccharomycetes, Phaffomycetales, Wickerhamomycetaceae. The record is from RefSeq and is a predicted model, not a curated record.